AUGUUGAGCACGCUGUUUAGCGGCAGCGCUAGCGAAGCCAAUACGACUGCGACUGGGAAUAUGAGUGGAAGGGCGAGCACAAGUACAGGUACAGGCACCACAGGCACCCGUGCCAACCUCGCGAGUGCCGCUGCCGAGGCCCCGCCAGGGCGCAGCACAGGCAUCACAUCGAACCCGACCGGGCCCAAGCUGAACCUGGACGGGGCAUCGCCCAACCCUGCAUGCCCUGCUCCUGCUCCUGCUGCUGCUGGUGGUGCUGCUGCUGCUGCGCACCCACAAUCCCAGUCCCUGUUGGGCCCAGGUCUAGGUUCGGGCUCAUGCUCAGGCUCAGGCUCAGACUCAUCAUCACGCCCUGCAGGCCCAGUUCCUGGACUCGCUGCACCUACACCCGCACCCGCACCCGCACUUGCUCCUACGACUACGACCGCGACCUGGACUGCAGGGCCGCCGCCCCCCAGCGAUAACAAUUUCUCUGGUUAUCGUGCAUCGUCUGCACUUCCUCCCGCCCCUGCUGCCACUACCACUCCUCCUCCCACUAUUCCCACCACAACCUCCACCUCCGCUGGCUUGACUUCUCCCGCCGCGACCGCCUCUGCUUCCGUCACUGCCUCUGCACCCCAUUCGCCCGCCACCAACUGCUUCAAUCAGCAAGAUUGUUUAUCCUCUGCUUCGCCCUCCCCUCAGCCUGCUACUCCGAAGUCGCCUUUCUCGAGUCGCGCAUUCCCAUACCCACCCCCGUCCACGCCCGCCUCCAAGCCGUUUAGUAUUUCUAGCGGCUCCGUCGGUCGCGACCUCGCCUCCUUGUCGCCUGCCUCACGAUCCCGCUCCCAACUGACCGCCAGCCUCCUGGUUGACUCAGCGCCUGCCGUGAGGGUUGCCGACAGCGACGGCGACAUCGACCUCCACGACUUCGAAUUCGACGACUUCCUGGAGCCCGCCGAGCCCCUCGUUGCUCCCGUGCCCUCCAAGACAACCCCCGCUGAAUCCGCCACCAUGACAACCGGUCCUUUCGACUCGGCCAUGGGCCGCAGUCGACAGGACUCCUUCGUCGGUGCGAAGCCCAUCUCCAUGAACAUCCAGAACCCCAACCGCGACCAGGGCAGCCGGCCCCGGCGCGAGUCUCUCGCUGGCAGCCUCAUGGCCGGCAGCCUAAUGGGCGGCAUGAGCUGGGGAGGCAUCUCCGUCGGCAGCUUCAUCCGCGACGAGGUCCUGACGGGCACUUCACCGUUCGUCACCUUCGGGCAAUCGCCCUCGCUCCAGUCGACGUCGUACCUUCCAAAGCUCGAACAAAACUUUAUGAGAGACUUCAGGUGCUGCGACCGGACAUGGCCCACCUUGCACGACCUCCUACAGCACUACGAGGAGAACCACCAUGGAAAUCCGAGCAUGCAGAUGAGCAGUCCCCCCGGCGCAAGCCUGAACAAGCAGGGGCUGUUCCCCAUACAGGGCAGCUCGCGCCAGCCCAACAGCCGCCCCAUGCAGUCCAACACGUCCAUGCCCUCCGGACAAAACGGACUGUCGGGGAUGGGAAUGCAGAUGACAGGACAGAUGGGCCAGCAAAAUCGACAGUUUGGUGGCAUGUCCGGCACGGGCUUGAACAUGGGUGGCAUAUCUUCCAUGAUGCAACAGCAAAGGUCCACACCAGGCACGCCCAGCCAGAGCCAAAUGUCCAUGAACGACGAGAUGGAUGCCGUCGGCGACAUGGAAAUGGAUGAGAUGAUGGAUGUCGACAACAGCCAAAGCACAAUGCAGCAGACACGACAGAUGUUUGGCCAACAACAGAGGCCACAGUUGCACCUGAACAGUUCCGGCCUUGGCGGCUUUGGCCAACAAGGGCUCCGUACGUCUACACCGACGACUCCAGCAGCCGCAGGCUUUGGAUUCCAGAACAACCCCACAGUGUCCUCGGUGAACACGCCAACGCUGGGCACGCAACCCUAUCGUGGCCAGUUUCAGCAAGACACGUCGAACCUGGAGACUCCGACGGCCGACUUGAUGGACGACGACAUGUCUGGGCUGCCAAAGAUGAACCUGGGCAACAUGAACUUUAACACUGGACUCGGCGGGCUGAACACGUCACAAUUUGGCAUGGGCUUCGGGAACGGGAACGGAAACAACAUGAACUUCGGGACCAUCUCCGACCCUGGCAAGCAGCUCUUCAGCCCCGGCGGUGGUUCGUUGACUCCAGAGCAGCAGAACAUGCAACAGCAAUUUGCGCAAUUCGGCAUUGAUGUCAGCACGCUGCCCCCUGGGACAGAUCCGGCGACCCUGUUGCAGCAACUGGCACCCCUAGCCAUUCAAGAAGAGCACAAGCCCUUCAAGUGCCCAGUCAUUGGAUGCGAGAAGGCAUACAAGAACCAGAACGGCCUCAAGUAUCACAAGACUCAUGGCCACUCCACGCAGCAACUACAUGAGAACGGCGACGGUACUUUCUCGAUCGUCAACCCGGAGACCAGCGCACCCUAUCCCGGGACGUUAGGCAUGGAGAAGGAGAAGCCAUUCAAGUGCGACGUUUGCGGGAAGCGCUACAAGAACUUGAACGGAUUGAAAUAUCACAAAGCCCACUCGCCUCCCUGCGACCCUGAUGUGGUGGCCAGACAGCAGAACGCCAUGGCCACACUUGCCGCCCUUAGUACAGGCAACCCGAUGGCCAUGAACAUUGCCAACAUCGCUAACCUCGGCCACGGCCUUCCCAACAUCGGGGAGGAGCAGCCUCAAUGA
This is a messenger RNA of Diaporthe amygdali, 2721 nucleotides long. RefSeq lists its product as uncharacterized. NCBI's taxonomy places the organism in Eukaryota, Fungi, Ascomycota, Sordariomycetes, Diaporthales, Diaporthaceae. The coding region runs from base 1 to 2721 and encodes 906 amino acids. Gene Ontology annotation, cellular component: nucleus. The record is from RefSeq and is a predicted model, not a curated record. The transcript has 3 exons.